AUGGAUACAAUGAGUGGACAACUACUGGUUAGCGACCGGAUUGCCGGCCAUCGGCGGGCGUCCGACUGUUGUCGACAACAGUACCGAUCGGGCCUGACAUGUAUGCUUGUGUUCGCUAUAUUCUCGGCUGUGUUGGGAAUGUUUCAGUUUGGAUACAACACUGGAGUGAUUAACGCGCCUCAGAAGAUUUUAGAGGACUUUAUAGCCAACGUAUAUAAAACUCGAACCAAUAAAUACAUGACGGAAGAGAUGUUAGCCCUUCUCUGGUCGGUGACAGUGAGUGUCUUUGCUGUGGGAGGAAUGAUUGGCGGCAUAUCCGGUGGACUCGUGGCUGACAUAUGCGGAAGGAAAUGCGGACUACUUCUCAAUAAUGCGAUAGCAAUAUUCGGUGCAACCCUUAUGAGCUCAAGUCAACUCUUUCGCAGCAUUGAAUGUCUAAUUAUUGGCCGAUUCACUAUCGGUCUCAGUUGUGGACUCAACACUGCGCUCGUGCCUAUGUAUUUGUCUGAAAUCGCGCCCAUGACUCUCAGAGGAGCGCUCGGCACUGUCAGUCAAUUGGGUGUCACAAUUGGUCUGUUAUUGUCGCAGAUAUUAGGCCUGCCAGUCAUAUUAGGCACACGCGAUGGUUGGCCUUUCCUAUUAGGUGUUGCAUUCAUUCCAGCGGUACUCCAGUUAUUAUUGCUUCCCAUGUGUCCCGAAAGUCCCCGAUAUUUACUCAUAAGCAAAGGCAGGAUUACUGAAGCGCGUUAUGCUUUGCAAAGACUGCGCUGCACUUCCGAUGUGGAGGACGACAUCGAAGAGAUGCGAAUCGAAGACAGAGCUCAACAACAAGAAGCCAGAACUAAGGACAGAGACGGGGAAGUAGUGGUCACCACAACAUUCAAACACAGGCUUUGU
Molecule: messenger RNA, 897 nt
Organism: Medioppia subpectinata
Lineage: Eukaryota; Metazoa; Arthropoda; Arachnida; Sarcoptiformes; Oppiidae
Source: the annotation of a GenBank genome assembly